Tripterygium wilfordii is the source of this 516-nucleotide messenger RNA. Its product is annotated as major allergen Pru ar 1-like. Bases 1 to 516 code for a protein of 171 amino acids. Gene Ontology annotation, molecular function: signaling receptor activity; abscisic acid binding; protein phosphatase inhibitor activity. The record is from RefSeq and is a predicted model, not a curated record. Gene Ontology annotation, cellular component: nucleus; cytoplasm. Gene Ontology annotation, biological process: abscisic acid-activated signaling pathway; defense response. NCBI's taxonomy places the organism in Eukaryota, Viridiplantae, Streptophyta, Magnoliopsida, Celastrales, Celastraceae. The transcript is spliced from 3 exons.
AUGUUCAAGUUGAUUGCAGAUAUUGAAUACUUUUGCAGCGUCAAACAACCUCCAUACUUGAUUGAAUUUCUUGAUGUAAUUGGUCCAACAUGGGUGUUUGUCACUUACAAAUCAGAGAAUGUCCUUGCCAUCUCACCAGCUAAGCUCUUCAAGGCCUAUGUCCUUGAUGGUGUCAACUUGUUCCCCAAAGUCAUCCCUCAAAUUAAGAACAUUGAAAUCCUCGAAGGUGAUGGCGGAGCGGGAACUAUCAAAAAGAUCACUUUUGGAGCUGGUGAUCAAGCCACAUAUGUGAAGCACAAGAUUGAAUCGGUAGACAAAGAGACUUUCUCAUACAAUUACAGCAUAAUCGAUGGCGAAAUCCUGAAGGGUGCUCUCGACAAAAUCAAUUCGGAGAACAAGAUUGUGACAUCUUCUGAUGGAGGGUCUAUCUGGAAGACCACCACCACAUACCAUACAAAGGGUGACAUGUUCAAGGCUGUUGAAGCCUACCUCUUGGCCAAUCCGGAUGCCUAUUAG